AUGGUUCGCCUCCGCGAGAUCCCAAGGACCGCGGCUUUCGCCUGGUCCCCUGAUCCUUCGAAGCCUCUUUUGAUCACCGGCACCAGAGCGGGAGCUGUCGAUGCUGACUUUUCUGAUGAGACUAAGCUGGAGCUGUGGGACCUCAACCUUGACAACCAAGACCAAGGCCUGGAGCUGCAACCCAUAGCUAGCAUCAGCACCGACUCGAGAUUCUAUGACCUUGCUUGGGGACCGGCUGAUUCCGACCACCCGAAGGGCAUCAUCGCCGGUGCUCUGGAAAAUGGCUCUCUCGACUUGUGGGAUGCCGAGAAGCUGAUCGACGGAGCCGAAGACGCCUUCAUGUCCCGAACAACGAAGCACACCGGUGCGAUCAAAUCUCUGCAAUUCAACCCCCUUCGACCGAACAUUCUCGCAACCGCCGGCGCAAAGGGGGAACUGUUUGUUUACGACAUCAACGACGUUGAGAACCCAUUCCGACUUGGAACCGCUGCCGCUCGCGCAGAUGACCUAGAGGUUGUCGCAUGGAACCGCAAGGUUGCGCAUAUUCUGGCUACUGGAGGUUCGGGUGGUUUUGUCACUGUCUGGGAUUUGAAAACCAAGAAGGCUUCUUUGACCCUGAAUAACAACAGAAAGCCCGUCAGCGCCAUUGCGUGGGAUCCCAACAACUCGACGAAGCUCCUGACCGCCACCUACGACGACACCGCUCCCCUUAUCUUCCUUUGGGAUCUCAGAAACGCCAAUGCUGCCGAGAGGACGCUUCAUGGACAUGAGCAGGGCAUCCUUUCCCUGUCUUGGUGCCAGCAAGACAGCGAUUUGCUCCUUUCUUGCGGCAAGGACAACAGGACUCUGGUCUGGAACCCCCAAUCGGGAGAAAAACUGGGAGAGUUCCCUGAGGUUACGAACUGGACCUUCCUCACUCGAUUCAACCCCUCCAACCCCAACCUCUCCGCCACUGCUGGGUUUGAUGGUAAGAUUACCAUCCAGACCCUCCAGAACACCAACCCUUCGAACACGCAAACCGCCACCACCAACAAUCUCGACGGCGAGGAUUUCUUCACCAGCGCCCAGACGCAGCCUCAGGGAGCGUCGUUUUCUCUGGCCCAGGCUCCCAAAUGGUUUGAGCGUCCAGUUGGAGCGACCUUCGGCUUCGGUGGAAAACUUGUCAUUUUUAAGCAAAAUCCCCAGCAGAGGUCCUCCAAGAUCUCCAUCUCUCAGUUCUCUGUUGACUCAUCUAUUGGCCCCUCCACGGAGAAGUUUGAAGAGUCUCUGCGGUCAGGAGACAUCGUCAGUCUCUGCGAGUCCCGUAAGGAACAGGCUAAGACCGAGGAGGAGAAGGCAGACUGGCUAGUUAUGGAAACUCUCACAGGGGAGAACCCGCGAAAGCGUAUUGUCGAGUACCUCGGGUUCAAUGAGGAAGAGAUCACCAACGGUGUCACAAGCAAGGACGAGACGAAGCCUGAGGAUACCGCGGUGGAAAAGGAGGACGCAAAGGACGGAGAGAAGUCCGACAACAUCUGGGGUGAGGCUGACGGAGAAGGGGAAGAAGAUUUCUUGUCGAAUCUCUCUGCAACCAAGGGCGCCAAGACGGACAAUCCUUUCCACCUGCUGGCCGACACGGAUACCAAAGUGGAGAAGUCCAUCACCAAGGCCUUGAUGCUUGGAAACUUUGCAAAGGCCACUGAGAUUUCUCUCAAGGAACAGCGCUGGGCAGAUGCUUUCCUCAUUGCCAACUGCGGUGGACAGGAGCUGGUGGACAAGGUGCAGGCUGCAUACCUGGCCAGCAAGGAUGGUGUCCCAAGUUAUGUACGCCUGCUCGGGUCGGUCAUUGCCAAGAACCUGUGGGAUGUUGUUUACAAUGCCGAUCUCGAGAACUGGAAGGAAUCAAUGGCCAUUCUUUGCACGUUCUCUGACCCCAAGGAGUUCCCUGAUCUCUGCGAGGCCCUCGGAGAUCGGAUCCUUGAGAACGGCUCCCGAAAGGAUGCUUCUUUCUGCUUCCUCGUUGGUUCGAAGCUUGAGAAGGUUGUUUCCAUUUGGAUCACAGAACUUGAGGAGGCCGAGCAGGCUGGCAUGCAGGAACCUAGCGACGAUUCUACGUUCUCCGUGCACGCCCGAUCGCUGCAGCAUUUCAUCGAGAAGGUUACCAUCUUCCGUCAAGUCACCAAGUUCCAAGACUCUGGAAAAGAUCAAUCUGCCGACUGGAAGUUGUCAGCUUUGUACGAGAAGUACACAGAAUACGCCGACAUUAUUGCCGCCCACGGCCAACUCGCGGUUGCCCAGAAAUACCUGGACUUGCUGCCUAGACAGUACCCUGAGGCGCAGCUGGCAAGGGAGCGCUUGGAACGGGCUACAGGUAAGGCUGCCGUGUCGCAGGCCGCACCGAAGGCGGCGCCUUCUGGACGCCGCCCUGGACAGCCUCCAGCACCGGCCAACCCCCGGGUCACCCCGGCCUAUCAGCCCACAGCUCCUGCCCCGACUCCUGUUGGCUCCAACCCCUACGCGCCGGCGGCCCCGGCCCUUGCUGCAGCUACUAUACCGGCAGCGGCGUCGAGCCCGUAUGCCCCGGCGAUCGGUGGUUACACACCUGCCAGCCAGUCACCUUACGCCCCGAGCCAAGGCUACCAGCCUCCCGUUGCCCAACCCUACCAAGCGCCGUCAGGCUAUGGACCGCCUCCUUCAAACUUCGGCUCCGUGCCGCCGCCACCGCGGAACUCUACGCCUACUACGUCCUUCCGCCCCAAGGAAAGUUGGAAUGAUGUGCCUUUGGUAGCCAAGGCGCCCCCUCCGAGGAAAACCACUCCCAGCGUCUCUGCAAUUACUUCGCCGUUCUCUCAGCAACCGAAUCAGCCGGGCCCCCCACCCCAGAGCCCGUACGGACGCAGUGGUUCAACGCCUCCACCUCCUCCUCCCAAGGGCCCAGCUCCGCCUCGUGUUACGUCUCCUCUCGCCGGGCCUCCUCAGACUUUCCAAGCCCCGCCGAGACCAGCAUCAUCGGCCUCGAACGCAUACGCUCCUCCGCCCCCUCAACCCGGCGCGACGCCUUCGUCCAUGCCACCACCAUUUAUGCCUCGCACUGCAUCGCCAUACAACCCUCCUCCAUCUGGCGCAGCUUCUUCUAACCGCUACGCUCCCGCUCCCUCAGCCCAGCCGCAAACAAGCCAACCACCCACGGCGUCCUCUAUGCCACUUCCCGGAAGCCAGCCUCCCCCGAGAAACCCCUAUGCCCCGCCACCCCAGACGUCGGGCACACCGCAGAACCAGUACGCGCCUUCGCCGUAUGGGGCCCCCCCUACCGCAAGCUCGGGACCGCCUACCGGUCCUCCUCCCUCCAGCGGGCCCCCGCCUGCAGCUAGAGCUCAACCGACCCCUCCUCCGCCAAAGGCAGUUGCUCCGCCAAAGGCCAGACACCCCGCUGGCGACAGAUCGCAUAUUCCAACUCACGCCCAGCGACUGGUCGAUGUCCUCAGCUCGGAUAUGCAGCGUGUAGCUUCUCGCGCGCCCUCGUCCUUUGCUGCGCAAGUCAAGGAUACUCAAAAGCGCCUCAACCUUUUGUUUGAUCACUUGAACAAUGAGGAGCUUGUCAAGCCCGACACAAUCGAUCAACUUUGCGCCUUGGGUGAGGCCAUUGAGCAGAAGAAUUACGAGGUUGCCCACAAGAUCCAAGUCGAGAUCCAACGGGACAAGACUGAUGAAUGUGGUAACUGGAUGGUUGGUGUGAAGCGACUGAUCAGCAUGAGCAAGGCCACUCCAUGA
Messenger RNA from Colletotrichum orchidophilum, 3750 nucleotides. RefSeq names its product WD domain-containing protein. The record is from RefSeq and is a predicted model, not a curated record. Lineage: Eukaryota; Fungi; Ascomycota; Sordariomycetes; Glomerellales; Glomerellaceae. Gene Ontology annotation, cellular component: endoplasmic reticulum exit site; COPII vesicle coat. Gene Ontology annotation, biological process: intracellular protein transport; COPII-coated vesicle cargo loading; endoplasmic reticulum to Golgi vesicle-mediated transport. The transcript has 3 exons. The coding region runs from base 1 to 3750 and encodes 1249 amino acids. Gene Ontology annotation, molecular function: structural molecule activity; protein binding.